Messenger RNA from Trichoderma harzianum CBS 226.95, 1053 nucleotides. RefSeq lists its product as hypothetical. NCBI's taxonomy places the organism in Eukaryota, Fungi, Ascomycota, Sordariomycetes, Hypocreales, Hypocreaceae. The transcript has 2 exons. The record is from RefSeq and is a predicted model, not a curated record. The coding region runs from base 1 to 1053 and encodes 350 amino acids.
AUGUCUCCCCAAGCACCAGUCGAAAAGAUUACCCAGGAAAUUAGCAAUCUGGAUCUAUCAUCGACUAAAAAUAAUAAGAAGGAUGAAGAAAAUCUUCUUUACGAUAUCGACGAAUAUUUCUGCAAGCCUAAUAUAAAGGCACUAUGGCAAAGAAUCAACUCAAGGAUUCGAGACUUUUUGAGACUCAACCAGAUUGAGCAAUUCGGACGUCGGUUACCGACCAGAGAUGUCGACUUGUGUGAUACCCGAGAAGAAUGGAUGGACUGCGUACUGAUGGCACUCGAGAGCCACCGCAGCGAGUUGAUGGCGGUUGCUUUGUUGGGGACCAGGAACCUAUCCCGUCGCAUCAUGGGCAUCUUGGACCGCCACAAUGAGCUAGAAGGGCAAAUGAGGGAGUGUAUCGACGAAGUGGUGGAAGAUGCUAUCAAAGAUGCUAAGCACCGCGAGCGCCGUCUAAGAAAGAUGACCAAGCAGAAGCAGAAGAAGAUGAACCGUCAGAGUGCUAGAAUCGAAGCCCCCAGGCGCCAAACAAGCAAAUUCAGGCCAUUCUCCCGCUCAUCGUCUAGGCUAUUUUCCAGUCUCAAAAAGCCAUCCACCAAGAUCGAAAUGAGACUAAGCCCCGACAUCAAUGAUGGCUUCUUCUUCAAGAUUGGCAAGGAGUGGAUGAGAAAUAUCGCCGCCUUGGACAAGGCCAAAGAAUUGAUGCAAAAGCAACAAAUACUCAUUUCCUUGGCACAUAGUGCGAUAGUCUGGGAUCCAACGAGCGUCUUUUUCCGCGAAGGGAGGGUCCAGGGUCAGCUCUGGACGGACGGGUUCAAAGAUGAGCAUAUCCGCAAGGUGGAAGGCGACCUAUGGUGUGUCCAGAUGAAAUGGAGACCGGAAGAACGAAGCAAGUGGAGGCCCAAGACCAUCCAUGUUAACGGGAAAUUCGGCCGCCAGGACGCGGAGGAGGUCAGCUGGGUCCCCAUCAGAUAUAAUUGUUCUGAAGCUGAACUUGACGUCGAGAUUUUCGUUUAUGACGACUUUUAUGACGAGGAUGAAUGGUGUGAUUGA